Mugil cephalus (flathead mullet) is the source of this 3273-nucleotide messenger RNA. Its product is annotated as proline-rich extensin-like protein EPR1. Lineage: Eukaryota; Metazoa; Chordata; Actinopteri; Mugiliformes; Mugilidae. The transcript is spliced from 5 exons. The record is from RefSeq and is a predicted model, not a curated record. Bases 193 to 2652 code for a protein of 819 amino acids.
UUCUCCGCCUGUCCCGAAAAGUUUGCACCAAACCGCUGGAGUCAGAUUUACCUGGAGGACGGAGGUGCACCUGUCGCCAAAGUCCGCCUCUUGCGCCCUUGACCUCGGAUUUACUUUACCGAUCAGACAUGCUCCGAUGAGGGAUCCCUGGAUCGAAGAUUCUCAUAUCUACACCUCAGCCAGUUAAUAACGAUGAAGAGGGGCGCGCUGAAUUUUCUGGGUCGGAAGAACCAGUCUCUUUUCGACACCGGUGUCAAGAUGAAGGAUAUGGACCAUGUGGAGUUUGUGGCGCAGUCGGCUGCCAUCCCUGAGUCGGGGACUGCUAGUGUGCGGGCCAGACCCACGGUGAAGCAUCAUUCUUCCUCGAUGGACAGUUUCCAUGGGUUUGCCGUCCCGACACCCAAAGUCCCCGUUCUGCCUCCUGUCAAUGGUCCUCGGAUCAAUGGUUCAGUUGGUAGUGAUCGCUUGUCCAAUGGAUCUGUUAUAUCUAUUCCUGACCUUGUGGAAGGAGAAAUAUUUGUUCCUCCUCCUCCUUCCAUGGCACCUCCACCGCCUCCAGGGACAUUUAUCCCUCCUCCGCCAGACUUCAUGGGUGACCUAAACAGUCUAGACUUGGAAAACAUUCAGCCUCCCUCCAUGCCUGCUCCAAAGACUCCCUCAUUAGCACCAUCCAUAGACCAAGAGGAUUUCUCCUGCUUAAAACCACCACCAAUGGCUCCCCCGAAACCUCCAUCUGUUUGCUCCUCUAGCUCUGGAUCAUCCAUACCCAUUUGUAGCCCUCCAGCUGAAAAAGUUCCUCAGCAUCCAAAGUUUGCCCCACCACCACCACCUGUUGAAAAGCAACAGAAGACUCAAAAGGUACCACCCCCCAAGCCUGUGAGAUAUAGUUCUGUCCCCAGCUUUGACCUCCCGCCACAGACUCCUGCACCUCCUCCCCCUGUGCAGACGCCAACAUUGUCUUCCUUCAACCCCCAACACACAGCGAAGCUUUAUAAUGUUCCUGAGAACCCCAUUGUUGGUGGGUAUGAAGCUUGUGAUACCAAACCUAAGAAGGUGUUGCUCCUGGAAGAUUCUGGGUCUGUUAACUCUAAUCCUGUGCUGGUUCAAGUGGAUGGGAAAUCCCCUAAAGGACCACCAACACUACCUAAAACUGCCAAUGUAACUCCUGUAACCAAAGACAUACAAGUGCCAAAGAAAAAUGUACAAAUUACCAAACCCAAUGAAUUACCCAAACCUGAGCUAAAGAACGAGGCCAAAACAGUGACGGUUCCAGCAGAGCCAGAAGUAAAAGUCAAACCGCUCCCGUCUCCACUCCAGAAGUCUCCACAGCUUGAGAAAGUCAACAGUGCUCAAGUGAAAAAUUCAGAACCCAGCAGGGACAGAGUUAAAGGUUCUCCUGUUCAAAGUCGCAGUUACAGCCCGAUAUUGGACCGUAAACUACGCAACAUGAAGGGUGGUGAAUCCAAUGGGCCAAGAGACGGACCUGUAGCAUCACCACUGGCUCUUUUAAUGGCAGCUAAGGAAAGAGAGAAACAAAGAUCAGUUCACUCUCUGUCAAGAGAAAACAGUGACAAGAAAAAUCAACAGCGCAGUGCAAGCAUUCAACAAAGUGACUCGAGUCCAAAUUCCUUUGUUGUCUGCCCAGUGCCCUCUUCUCUAACUGCUACCGAAGACAGACUGAAAGAAAGCCCAAAGACUCCAGCAACACCCAGCAGCCCUGCACAGACCCAGCAUCAAAUGUCAACUGUAAACCACCCAGUAGUGCAGAAACAAAAUACAGAGCAAAGCCCCUCAAAGUCACAGCAUCAGGAUAUUACAGAGGAGUUAAAUAUCCCAUUACUCCCUCCACCACCAGAGUUUGGAGAUUUUGAUGGGGAGGUAGAGCCGCCUCCAUCCAUCUGUCCACCUGAUCCUCCUGUGAAAAGGGUACCAGCGUCACCCGUGAGCCAUCUCUCUCCAACUCAAGUUCCGACUCCUCCUCCAAAAAUCACUACCCCUGCUGCUCCAAAAUUCCCACCCCCCAUCAUUGAUGUCAAGCCAAAGCCACCGAUUCAGACCAAACCCAAAUUAGCCCUCACUCAGCAACAAAGCCAGACAAAACCCAAGUCUGCCCUCACUCAGCAACAAGCCCAGGCAACCCCAACUCAGCAACAAGCCCAGGCAACCCCCAAGUCAGCCCUCACUCAGCAACAAAGCCAGACACAACCCAAGUCCGCCCUCACUCAGUCACAAGCCCAGACAAACUCCAAGUUGGCCCCAACUCUGCCAUCAACCAAUCUUUCCCCCAGUCAGACCACACUGUUGAGCAUCUUGCAAAAGAAGAUGUUGGAAAUGGACCAAAGGAUGGCUCCAGUGCAGGACGCGGAGUCAACCAAUGACGACUGGAGCACCCCUUUGUCUGAUGAAGACAGUAAGGUCCCUGCAGCACCCACAGCCAGAACACAGACUAAAAAGGCACCUGCCGUUAACAAAACAGCAACCCUGGACAUGCAGGAGCUGGAAAGAAAAGUGGUCAAAAAAUAUCAGGAGACGUCGCCAUUGAAAGCCCCCACCAGCAAUGGUGUACACUCGAAACAUCAGUACGGCUUGACUUUCAAAAUUCGCCCAGGAACCACACAACCCAUUACACUUGUCAACAAAGACGACCCAUAAAGAUCUGUGGAAAUCAGACACACUUGUAUAGCACACAUUAUAUAUGAUUGUAGGAGUUUAGCAGAUAUUUGUACAACAGGGAAAAUCAAUGACAAUGGCCCAGGGCCACCUACUCAGUGUCACUGUCAAACAAGUGUUGUUUUCUUUAAUCUUUAUACUGCAUAUACAGUAUGUCUUUCAGACAGGAACAUACUUUUGGCUGCUGUUGUUUAUUUAGUGUACAGCUUUACCUAGCAGAUGUUGCCUUUUAAUGUCAGAUUGAAAUCUCAGUUCUCAAUUCCACAUGGUUUGUAUUCAUUGCAGAAGUAAAAUCCUAUUCAUGAAUGAGUAGAAAUGUUAUUCAGAACCGUUUUCCACUGUUACACGUACAUUAUGCAGAUGUGCGGCCUUUUUUAUCUACUGGUGCGAAGCCAACAGUCAAUUCAGAUGAGUGUUUCUCAUAUUUAUUGAUUUAAGAAACGUUUUACUGUCUGUACCCAAGUUAUUCUGUAAGUUAAGUUACUUUUUAAUGUUGUUAUCUAUGUACAUAUAAGUUUGUGUAAAAUUAAAAUAGAAUAUAAGAUCUAGGUGUAUGUACAUGUUGAGAUUGUAUAAAAGAUUUAUUAAAACAUCUACAACAAA